Messenger RNA from Dioszegia hungarica, 2253 nucleotides. RefSeq names its product P-loop containing nucleoside triphosphate hydrolase protein. Gene Ontology annotation, cellular component: nucleus. Gene Ontology annotation, biological process: ribosome biogenesis. The transcript has 8 exons. Bases 1 to 2253 code for a protein of 750 amino acids. The record is from RefSeq and is a predicted model, not a curated record. Lineage: Eukaryota; Fungi; Basidiomycota; Tremellomycetes; Tremellales; Bulleribasidiaceae. Gene Ontology annotation, molecular function: RNA binding; ATP binding; ATP hydrolysis activity.
AUGAACGGCCCGUCAUCGCUCAAUCAGUCCAUCACAGCUGGAUGGGCCGUCACGCCUGUUGCUUCCUCAUCUACCAGUACCGCAUCCGCAGCGAACGGAUCAGCCAAUCUGACAGCAAAGAAGCGUCUUCGCCGGACCAACCUCAACAAUGCCUCUACCGACCCACAAGGGAGUGGUAGCAAUGCCGACCCAGACCGCCCACCCACGCCUCGGCGAAAGAAACCAAAGUCAGACCGGGGAGCUGUACCUUCGAAGUACGCCCCACCGGACCUCAAAUUGUCGUCUUUAGGCGGACUGCGGGCGCAGAUCACGCAGUUGAUGGAGAUUGUGGUGUUGCCUCUGUUACAUCCGGAGAUCUAUCAGCACACGGGUGUUCCGAGGCCGAGAGGAGUACUACUCCAUGGUGUGCCAGGAGGGGGAAAGACGCAGCUGGUCAAGUGCUUAGCUGGAGAACUCGGCUUCCCCUUCUUGAGCAUAAGUGCUCCCAGCAUAGUCAGCGGGAUGAGCGGGGAGAGCGAGAAGACAUUGAGAGAUACCUUUGACGAGGCCAAGAAGCUUGCGCCAUGUCUGCUCUUCCUCGAUGAGGUCGACGCCAUCACACCGAAGCGGGAGACAGCGCAACGAGAGAUGGAGAGGAGAAUAGUCGCGCAACUCUUGACUUGCAUGGAUGAUCUUGCAUCGUCAGAUGAACCGGUCGUCGUCAUUGGAGCUACAAACCGACCAGACUCACUUGAUCCGGCGUUGCGGCGAGCCGGAAGGUUCGACCACGAAAUAGAGAUGGGCGUGCCGAGCGUAGAGGGGCGGGAAGAAAUCAUCCGGGUCCUAUGCGGGAACCUGCAUCUAUCCGAAGAGAUUGACUUCCGGUGGCUUGCCAAAUCGACGCCUGGCUAUGUCGGCGCGGAUCUCACCUCCCUCGUCACCGAAGCAGGAGUGAUCGCCGUCAAGCGGAUCUUUGAGGAAAUAGGGGAAGGCAGACUCCCCUCGACAGCCGAACCUACCGCCCCUCCCACUCCUAAUGCCAACACCACCGACGCAGCCCCUUCCAUCCCCCUCGACCUAGACCAACCGUUCAUGACCCUCCCCCUCGACAUCCGCUCCACACCAAUAGCCAAAUUCCUCAUAUCCCAUCCCGGUCCUCUCGAUCCAUCGCAGCUCGCUUCGCUCUCGCUCAAGUCUGACGACUUUACGCAGGCGCUCAAGAUCGUUCAGCCCUCGGCUAAGCGGGAAGGUUUCGCCACCAUUCCGGAUGUAUCAUGGGCGGAUAUUGGGGCGCUCGAGACGAUCCGGGACGAGCUGCACAUGGCUAUCGUCCAGCCUAUACGGCAUCCUGAGCUGUUCUCGGUGGUGGGUAUCGAUGCGCCAAGCGGAGUGUUACUUUGGGGUCCGCCAGGAUGCGGAAAGACGUUGCUGGCCAAGGCGGUCGCGAAUGAGAGUAGGGCGAACUUCAUCUCGGUCAAGGGACCGGAGCUUUUGAAUAAGUACGUCGGAGAGAGUGAGAAGGCGGUCCGUCAGGUCUUUGCUCGUGCUCGAGCUUCAUCCCCCUGCGUGAUCUUUUUCGAUGAGCUGGAUGCGCUCGUACCGCGAAGGGAUGACUCUAUGUCCGAAUCUUCUGCACGUGUCGUCAACACCCUCCUGACCGAGCUGGACGGCCUCGACGCUCGCAAGGCCGUCUAUGUGAUUGGAGCCACCAACCGACCUGACAUGAUCGACCCUGCCAUGGUCCGUCCCGGCCGACUCGACAAGCUUCUCUACGUCGACCUGCCCAGCGCUAGCGAGCGUUGGGAGAUCCUCAAAACCCAUACUAAGCGCACGCCCAUCCCCACGGAAUGUAUGGACGACAUCAAGCUCAUUGUCGAGAGCUCGGAUUGCGACGGGUUCAGCGGUGCGGACAUCGCCGCGCUCGUCCGCGAGGCUGCUACGUCUGCUCUGCGGGGCGCGCUCGAGGCGGUCGGGGCGUUCGAGAAGGAGAUGGCGUCCCUGAAGCGGGGUGAGGGAGCAGGUGAUGGGGCCGAGCACCUCGCAGAGAGGAAGGAGGUCCGGGUGCGCACGGAGCACUUUGCAUUGGCGGCGAAGAAGACGCUGCCGAGUGUGAGCAAGGAGCAGAGGGGGCGGUAUGAGCGUAUGCGGGACAAGUACGCGGGACUGCCGACGAGACGGAGGGGGAGGGAGAAGGAGGAGAUUGGGAGUGGGGAGCAGCAGAGUGCAGGGGACAAGGAAGGAGCGAAGGAGAAGGAUGGAGGGAUGUUAGCUUGA